AUGCAUAAAAAACAAAUGGCACCGGAAGAACAGGUCGAUAAUAAUAUAGAUCAAGCACCUUCCCUAGAUGAAGGAGAAGAGGUAUUGAAAAAUCUACCUUAUUUUACUAAUUAUUUUGAACUUCCAGUGAAUAAUACAGAUUAUAUUGCAAGGAAAAAUUUCGAUCUAAGAAAUGAAUAUCUAUUGAAAAAAUAUUAUUCUUAUAAAUCUGCUACACCAUAUAAUAAUGUUGAAAAUAAUAAUACAGAAGAUGGCUCUCUAAGGAAGAAUAGUAUUACUAAUAUAUCUGACACAACAUCAAGUAUGAAAGAUAUAUUCAAAUUAAGAAAAAUUAUUGAUAAAUUUUUCGAUGAUUCAGAUAUUAUAUUGGAUGUUCAUGAUCUAGAGGAGAUAGAAAAAUUUGAAAAUGACACCGAGAUUGCUAAAAAAUUAAAUAAAGGUUCAGAUUCGAAUGCUACAUCUAGAAUCUCAGAAAACAAAAAUGAUGAAAACCAUAUUUCAACCAACAAGAACUAUAACCGUGAUAGCUCUGCCAUUGAAAGAUUAGAAGCUAUAGGUGCAAAAUGUACCUCUUCGUACUAUAAAUACAUCGAACGAUUAGAAACAGUACGACAAGUUGAUAAUAUAUCAUUGUCAAGAUACAAUGUGUGGAUGCCUGCGGUUAGGAAAAAUGCAGCUUGUUCUUUAUCUACUAACGGUGAGAAAUCUAUAUAUGAAUCUAAAACAACUCCAUUAUUUAUUAAAGGGACCCAAUAUUUGUCUGAUGCAGCAGAUCCAUAUGGCGGUAUGUCUGUAAUGCCAUCUUUAUUUGGUGAACAAAAACUUCCCAUGUUAGUAUAUCAUUGUGCUGUAACAACUGGAGAUAACGUUUAUAUGUUAGGUGGCCUAAUGGCGUGUUACCUGUAUGAUGAAGAUGCUCCAAGUUUGAAAGAUUUUGAAGUUAGCGGUGUUAAAAAUUUACCUCCUCCACUAAUUCCUGAGAUUAUUAACUGUCCAUCGAUGAUAUCUAAUCCAUAUUUAUAUGUUUUGUCAAUGUCAUCAAAACAUUUAAGCAAGCCAGAAGUUUCCGGCCAGGUUCCACCUCCUUUGAUCAGUGCACAAGGUAGCAAAAUUACUGAGAGACAUAUAUUCAUAUAUGGUGGAUUCGAAAUUAAAACAGUUGCUACUUUUGGUAAAAAUGGUAAAAUUCAUUUAUCUAAGACAGCAUUUGUAAAUGGAUCUGGCUAUAUCUUAGAUAUUGUUACUUGUAAAUUUACAAAGAUUGAAAUUCUAGGUAGACCAUAUGGUGGGUUUAACUAUCCGACUGUUAAAGCUAGGUUCGGACAUGCACAAGCUGUUGCUAAUAAUCAAUCGAAUUUAAGCACAACCGUUAGUAACACUGUAUCGAGAGUAGAAAAGAGUGAAUCUCAAUCAACCGCCAAUAUGGAUGUCAAUGAAUUAAGAAAAUAUGUUGAAUCUAGAACAUUCAAUUCAAGGGGAAACUCUCUUCUCACUUCCAUUUGCUCAAUUUAUAUAUUUGGAGGAUAUUCUCAAACCACAGAUGAUUAUUAUUGUACUAUGGAUGAUAUGUGGAAGAUUGAAAUCACAGUCGUGUCAAAAGGAAAAUUAGGAUAUUUGAAAUUUUCUCCCUCUGCAUAUGCUACAAUGAUAGAAAAACCUCAAGAUAGUGGUUUAUGGCCAAGUAAAAGAGCAUUCCCUGGUUUUGUUGUGCCUCCUGUACAGUUAUCUUCGGAGGUUGAUUUUGGAGACUUUGAAACAAGACUAUUAGAGAGACUAAAAAGCUCAUUUCACGUUGAAACUAAUUUAUUUGAUAAUGAUCAAAAGGAAGAUUCACCAAUAUUAAAGGUACAGACAUCUAAUACUGAAGAAAUGUCGAUUUCAAGUCAUUUGACUGGCUAUAGUGAAGGUAUGCAAAAGAAAUCAUCUCCUUCUUGUCUAUCCUUAUAUUCUAAGAGGAAUGGUAAAUUAGAAAGUGAAUCUAACAAAGGUAAAAUUUUAAUUAUCCAUGGUGGUUCUGACCAUACUAAUGUAAUUGGAGAUAUGUGGUUAUUUAAUUUUACUAAAGAAACUUGGGAACAUGAACAUUUUUUGAUUAAAAACCCACAAGAGGAUCGGUACAAGGCGAUUGAUAUUCCUCUAGUUGGUCAUACUUUGACUUUUAUCGGCUAUUCGGCGGUGUCAUUUGGUGGUCUAACUCAAGACGACAUUAAUUCAGUUUACAAUUUAGGAGAUGAGGCAAAAGUAGGCGGAGAUCAUGAAGGGCUGGCGUUGGGAAGUAAUUUGGUGAACUAUAUUAAUUUAAAGACAUUUCAAUUAGAAUCAAAGGAACUAAAACUCGUUGCAGGUACUGAUGAAUAUAAGUUAGUGAGAGAUAAGACAGUAAAUGCAAGAAGUACUGUAUUGGCAAUUGGAUGUAUAGUAGCGAUGAACAAUGGUUCAUAUUUGCUAAUAGGUGGUGUAUUAGCAGAAAGAUCUAAAUUAUCCAAAUUCUACUUGAGAGGUGCCGCUGUCUCUUUGACAUUACCUGCAAUGAGCAUCAUGGCAUAA
Messenger RNA from Vanderwaltozyma polyspora DSM 70294, 2547 nucleotides. RefSeq lists its product as uncharacterized. Gene Ontology annotation, cellular component: cell cortex of cell tip. Gene Ontology annotation, molecular function: protein binding. The coding region runs from base 1 to 2547 and encodes 848 amino acids. The record is from RefSeq and is a predicted model, not a curated record. The transcript has a single exon. Lineage: Eukaryota; Fungi; Ascomycota; Saccharomycetes; Saccharomycetales; Saccharomycetaceae.